This is a messenger RNA of Helicoverpa zea (corn earworm), 2336 nucleotides long. RefSeq lists its product as uncharacterized. The record is from RefSeq and is a predicted model, not a curated record. The transcript has a single exon. The coding region runs from base 1 to 1065 and encodes 354 amino acids. NCBI's taxonomy places the organism in Eukaryota, Metazoa, Arthropoda, Insecta, Lepidoptera, Noctuidae.
AUGGCAAAUAACUGUGCGUCAUGUCAAAAACCAUUACGCUCAUCCAACAUUAAAUGCUCCAAAUGCGAUCAGCUGUUCCACGUUACAUGUGCUAAUGCUAGUAAUCAAACCAAAUUAACAAACGAAACGAAAGCGGCCUGGACUUGCUCUUCAUGUCAGAACAGGGGACCAAAGAAAACAAUUUCUCCUGUGAGGUCUGUACCAGAUCCCGACGAACCUGGUAGAAACACCACUGCCUCCUCAAACAAGCUUGACCAAACCACCGUCUCACCUCGAGAUCCACCUUGCAGCAACAACAGUUCCGACUCAGAGAUACUGAGGUCACUAAGCUCCGAGAUGCAUUUACUACGUGGGGAUGUUGGAGACCUAAAGAGCCACAUCAAAUACCUCAGCGAACACCUGACUCAAUGCUACUCCCGCCUCGAGGAAUACGACACUCGCAUAAAAACGUUAGAAAAACGCGAAGAGGAGAUAAUUGCUCUUAACAACACCAUAACCAACUUGCGAGACCAGCUGAAUAGUCAAGGUCAAGCGUCCCUUAAAAAUGAGCUGGAAAUCAAUGGAAUUGACGAGCUUAAAAAUGAAAGCCCGCUGCACAUUAUCCAUGUAAUGGCACACAAAAUAGGCGUAACCGUGGAGGAACAUGACAUCGACUUCGUGUCUCGUGUGGGACCCCGCCGCCAGAAGACGGACUCAUCUGACGCCCCGCCUCGCAAUCUCGCAGUGCGUUUCGUUCGACGAUACAAACGCGACGAAUUUUUAAAAGCGGCAAAAAUGAGAAGGUCAUUGACCUCUACCGAUAUCGAUAUAGCUGGACCUACGAGAAACAUCUUUGUGAAUGAGAGACUUACGUCCAGUAAUAGGCAGUUAUUUCGUGCGGCUAGAAACGCUGCAAAGGUACACGGGUACAAAUACUGCUGGAUCAGAAACGGCGCAAUACUCAUACGCAAGCAAGAGGGCAACCCCGCUAUACACAUACAAAACAUGGAAGAUCUGGAACAUCAUAUGGGCCGCGCACCGGCCGCUCCGGCCGAGCGCUCCCCCGCGCCAGCAAGCCUACAAUAAGGCGCCGCACCAUGGUAUUAAGCAGUACCGAUUUUAUUUUAUAUUAUUUUUCUUUAGUUACUCGUACCUCUCAAUUUAUACUUUAGUACCUAGUUAUGUUUCACUAAGAGCCAAAAUAUCUCAUUUAAUUUUAAUCUUGCUUUUUCUAAAAAUAACAUUUUGUGAUUUAACUAUAGAAUAUUGCAUUCAUAAUUAUUCUUACCUACUUUGUAUAAUAAAAAUAUUUUGUUACUCAAAAUACACCCACAAACGAACACUUACACAUACACUGACAACAAAAACAAAACAAAUAAACACAUAUCAUUUCCAUACAUACACUCCACAUGUUACUCAAACAACUCAUACAAAUAAUAGACCACCACAAUUAUCCAACAAUCCCAUACAAAAAAACAAAAAUAGAAAAGUCACACCCUACAUCAAUUCAAACACUCUAACACACUCAUACACACGACGUGCACAAUACAUUCUUCUAUUCAAAAUCUAUCCAAUCUAUGCCAAAAUUAUUAUUUCCUUCCAAUAUACAUUCGCAUUCAGUUUAGUCAUGACAACAACUCUCACAGUUUUUUACGUCAAACCAACUAAUAUCACUUAUUUCUACAUAGAUGGCGUUAAUUGACGUUAUCCAAAAUAUUGACGAAAUAACAACUCUGGAAUGUCAUGACUUUAACCAACUGGACGAAUGUAGGGAAUAUUGUAAGAACAUUAAUCGGGUAGAUGGCCUAAUAAUACUGUCUUUGAACAUUAGAAGCUACCAGCGUAACUUUGACGAUUUUACUGUAGCACUAACAAGGCUCGACGUAAACUUUGACGCUAUUGUUUUGACCGAGUGUUGGCUACAUGAAGGCACGAUACUCGACAAUAUUCCUGAGUAUAACGUUUUUCGAACAAACACACAACAAAAUAAGAAUGGAGGAAUAGUCAUAUAUAUAAAAAACAAGCACAACGCAACUCUGGUUGAAACAAACUUACAAGACACUGACAGCCUGCUCUUAGUUUUAAACAACAAAGUUGCUAUUCUAGGACUCUACCGCUCACCUUCCUUCUCUAACUUAACCAGUUUCCUUGCCUCACUGGACGAACUCCUCAAGACGAUUAACAUAUACUCAACAGUUAUUAUCACAGGAGAUACAAACAUUGAUAUAUGUAACACCACAAACAACAAACAUCACGAUUACACGUGCCUUAUGGCAUCACACUCACUGCUUCCGGCUAUUACCAAACCGACGAGAGAAAAAUCAUGUAUCGACCACAUAUACAUCAAAUGUAGCACA